AUGCUCGCGGACUCUUUCAUUAAGGCCCAUGCAGGGGCCAAGAAGGUCCAGGCCCGGAAUGCGGACAUAUUCAGGAUUUUGCAAGGAGAAUUUGAGUUGCUGUGUGAGUUCGUGACUAGGUUCCAGAAAGAAAGGAUGCUACUACCGGUUGUGCCAUAUGAAUGGGUGGCUGAGGCGUUUACUAAAGGGUUGAACCCUCGGAGCUCCGACGCCUUUCGAAAACUGAAAGAAAGCCUGCUCAAGUUCCAGGCAACUAUAUGGGUAGAUGUCCAUAACCGUUACGAAUCAAAGAUAAGAAUAGAAAAUGAUCAGCUCGGGUUCUCGGCAUCAACUGAGGGUCGGGAUCGAGAAAAGAAUAGGGAUAAGUUAAAGGAUGAUUUUGACAGGGAUCCUAAUCUAUGGUGCCAGUAUCAUGGGACUAACGACUACCGGACUGUGGACUGCCAAAAUCUAUGCGAGGAUGUGGCAACGUUGUUGAAAAAUGGCCAUCUCAGAGAGUUCUUAAGCGACUGGGCUAAAAACAAUUACAGCUACAGCCAGGACAAUGCAGAGCCCUCGAAGAUAGGUGAAGACUCUCUCCUGCAAAACAUCAACAUGAUUUUCGGGGGAAACGAGAUCAAUGGUGUAACCUUCUCGGUAGAAAAAAUGAUAAAAGUAUCGGUGGCUCAUAGCAAGAGACUCCGGACAGUCGCCGAGGACGACAUCACCUUCACAGAAGAGGACGCCGAUGGAAUUCUAGUGCCGCACAACGGUGCCCUGGUAAUUUCUCUUAACAUUCUAGAUUUUAAAAUUAAACGUAUUUUGGUGGACCCAGAAAGUUCAACCAACAUUAUUCAAUGGAUGGUGCUGGAGCAAGCCAAGCUAACCGGAAGUAUCAUUCCGGCAACAAAACUCCUCGCCGGGUUCAACUUAGCAAGUGUGACCACCCGAGGGGAGAUUUUGCUGCCCAAUAAUGCCGGAUGGGUCAUGAAGACUACCUUAUUUGAUGUAUUAGACAGGGAAAUGGGUUACAACAUAAUUCUUUGCAGAACAUGGCUACAUGAGAUGAAGGUUCAUUUCUCGGUCCUCGGAAAAAUGCCAUCACUUCUUCUCACUUCUGAAGAAAAAAACAACUUCGAGCGAACUCCAGAAUGUCAACGGGCUCUAAAAGACUUGAAACAGUAUCUAUCAAGCCCUCCGUUACUAUCAAAAUCGGAGGAAGGCAAACAGUUGCUAAUAUACUUAGCGGUCUUGGAGAUAGCGGACUUGAACUGGCCGGGGGGACUAGACUCCGAGGUCAUUGAAAUCAAAUGUGAUUCCCAACUGGUGGUAAAUCAAGUAUAUGGAAUCUUCGACACCAAGGAGGAAUGCAUGCAACAAUAUGUGCUGAAAGUUAUGGUUCAGGGAAUGGUCCAUCACCCACAUCCCGAGAGAAGAAAAUGCAGAAGCAGAUGCAUUGGCCAAUUUGGGCUCGUCCAAGAAAAAUGA
This is a messenger RNA of Nicotiana tabacum (common tobacco), 1467 nucleotides long. The record is from RefSeq and is a predicted model, not a curated record. Lineage: Eukaryota; Viridiplantae; Streptophyta; Magnoliopsida; Solanales; Solanaceae.